AAAAAAAAAACAAUAAAUCCAAAACUGAAGCUUUCCAAUCAUGUCCCAUCAAAUCCAUGAUUACUCGAUCAUCCAACUCCUGAGCAACAAUGCCGUUAAUAACCAAAAAAAAAAACAAACAAAGGAACCUACAGGCGACAAAUAAUAUCCAUCUAAACCCUAGGGCGUGGCAUAAAAAGCGCGCAGACGCUCGAUACCUUUAACAAUAUCUACCGCGGGGCGUGACUUAAAGCACGAAAUAAAUAUACAAGCAUUUGAUUCCUUAGCGGCGUAUAGUAGUAACGCCGAGCUUUCGAGCUUUUGUCUUCUGAUAUUUCCGAAAAUUGCUUCUUCGCGUUAAAACAUAUAAGUUUCUCAAAACAAAUUCAAAAAAAUCCAAAAUGUUGUUGCCGGGAUACUCGACUCCAGAAUCGGGAGUUUUUCUUCAUCAAAUAACCAAGUACCACUCUAACCAAGUGCAGAGCCGAGUGUCACAAGCCAGAAGCUCCAUCCAGGAAAUUUGCAAAAUCCUCCAGGAAAUCCUGAAAGAAGUGGAGUCUCAGGAGCCAAGGUUCGUUUCUUCCUUGAACGAGUGCAACAGCAAGUUCGAGGGCCUGGAAGUGAUAACACCGUUCGAGUUCGAGGUGGUCUUGUACCUGAACCAAAUGGGAGUGUUUAAUUUCGUGGAUGAUGGCACCCUGCCGGGUUGCGCCGUUCUCAAGCUGAGCGACGGAAGAAAACGGUCCAUGUCCCUCUGGGUCGAAUUUAUCACCGCAUCCGGGUACUUGUCUGCCAAGAAAAUAAGGUCCAGGUUCACGGGUUUGGUCUCCCAAAUUUGCAAGGAAAAAUAUUUUUCUGGUGACGUCAAAGUCUUGACUGAUCAUGUUGAGGUUAAACUGAAGAUCAGGGACAGGUGGAUGGUCCAGAUUACCCCCGCCUUCAAGUGCUCCGGCGUGUGGCCAAGGUCAGCCAGCCAGUGGCCGUACAACAAUUUACCGAUUGGGGACCAGAAUCCAAGAUUUUGGCCCUACAAUGAUUUGGUAGUGGAGGUUAAGAAUGAAGGGUUUGAUUUGUUAUCGAAAGAUUGUGCUGUUAGGAGAGGGAACAAGCAGUCGACACUAGAUGGCGACGCCUGGUUACUGUCUUUCUCGAAUGCGGAGAGAAGGCUGAUACAGGGCAAUGGAAGGAGAAGAUGCUUGAGUAUCUUGAAGACUCUCAGGGACCGGCAUCUUGAUUUGCCUGAGGAUCCCGUGACUAAUUAUCAUAUGAAGACUCUUUUGAUGUAUGAGUGCGAAAAGCAUCCUUUGGAGGCAGAAUGGGACGAAAGUUGUCUUGGAGAUAGAAUUCUGGGAAUUUUUGUGCAGUUGAUUUCGUGCUUGCAAUGCCGAAAGUGUCCCCAUUAUUUUUUGCCUGCGCUGAAUUUGUUCAAAGGAAAGAGGGCUAGUGUGUUGGAAAGUGCCUCGAAACAAGUCUGGAGGGUUGUUAGGGAGUUGGUUACUAAUUCGCGAGCGUUUGAAGCUUUGUAAUGGGUGAAAUUAUUGAAGAUAUUGGUAGCGAACUGGAUCAAAAAACGAAAUUUUAAUGUCAAGUGGAAGUUUUGUGAAGAUUCAUAAAUGUGAAAUUGAAAGACGAAUUUUUGAAAAUUCGGGGUUAUUUUAACUUGGUGAUUGUAAAACAAAUUUUAAGUGAC
Cotesia glomerata is the source of this 1669-nucleotide messenger RNA. RefSeq names its product protein mab-21-like. Bases 381 to 1505 code for a protein of 374 amino acids. Lineage: Eukaryota; Metazoa; Arthropoda; Insecta; Hymenoptera; Braconidae. The record is from RefSeq and is a predicted model, not a curated record. The transcript has a single exon.